This is a messenger RNA of Acyrthosiphon pisum (pea aphid), 2470 nucleotides long. Its product is annotated as acyl-CoA synthetase family member 2, mitochondrial. NCBI's taxonomy places the organism in Eukaryota, Metazoa, Arthropoda, Insecta, Hemiptera, Aphididae. Gene Ontology annotation, molecular function: medium-chain fatty acid-CoA ligase activity. The record is from RefSeq and is a predicted model, not a curated record. Bases 467 to 2254 code for a protein of 595 amino acids. The transcript is spliced from 16 exons. Gene Ontology annotation, biological process: fatty acid metabolic process.
UUUCGGAUAUUCGGUUGAAGAAUAGUUGGAUUGGCAGUAUGUUUACCAAUAUACAAACGACUUUUUAACGCGAUUUAAAAUAUUUAACGAUACAAUACACCAUCAACUGUGAAGUUAAACAUCGAAUAGAAUUUUAUUAAAUCAUAGAUACUAUGAACGUUUGGCGUAAGUGUCAUAACUGUAAACUGGAUUUAGUAUAACAAUGUAGAAUAUCUAUCAUUUCUCACGAGUGCAUUUCAAUUAUAUCAGUUCAUGCACAGUGUUUCAUCAAACAAUAAACGGGAUUUUCGAACAAAAAAUGUUGUACAUUUUACAGAUUAAUAUAGGAUCUACAAUCUAGAUUAUCAAAUAAUACUGACAGAUAUUAAUCAAUUCCAGAACGUCUGUUAUACUCUGUACCUAGUAUAUUACAUGGAAUCAUAAGAGGUGAUUAUUAAUAAUAAUAAAAUUAUUUAUUGUUAAUAAAAUGACCAACUGCUCGUUGUUUAAAAUAAUGAAUCUGAAAGGAUUAAGUGCUAUUAAUAGAUAUAAAAUUCAUCAUAGAUUUUCGAGAAACAAUCACUGGUCGAAGCACAGCUACGUGUGUGGGGCCUCGAGUGAUCCACUCAAAGCUUACACGGUCGGAGGGGUUUUCAAUGACGUCGUGCAACAGACUCCGGACCGAGAGUUCUUGGUUAGUCGACAUGAAAAUAAACGAUACACGUUCGCCGCCAUGGAUUCCGAGGUGGAUAAGCUGUGCAGGAGCUUUAAUGCCGUUGGCCUUAAACGCGGGGACCGAGUCGGAAUAUGGAUGCCCAAUUGCGCGUUAUACUUCACGGCGAUUAUCGCGACAGCUCGCCUGGGACUGAUUUUGGUAAACAUCAAUCCUGCAUAUCAGAGUGAUGAACUGAAACACACUUUAACGCUGGCUGAAGUAAAGUGUUUGUUGACCUUAGAGAAGUUCAAGACCCAAAAUUAUCCCGAAAUAUUGGAGAAAGUCGAUCCGGAUAUUUGGAAUCGACCGUGUAACACGCCGGUCAAGUCGAAAGUGAUGCCCACGCUGAAAUCAGUUAUUUUUGAUUCAGAAAACCAUAUAAAUGGUGCCUAUAAUUUACAAACGUUCUUGGACCUGGGUUUCAAUUCAAAUUAUAGUAUUCCUAAUGUUCAACCAGAUGAAGGUUGUAUUAUUCAGUUUACUUCAGGCACCACUGGUAAACCAAAAGCAGCAUUAUUGAACCAUUUUGGUCUAAUGAACAACGCCUACUCUAUUAUGAAGCGUUUAGGGAUCUACGAUGGCAUCAGUAAAGGAAUAUUGCAUAAGUUCUGCAAUCCAAUGCCUUUAUUCCAUGCUUCGGGUUUAUCCAUCGGCGCUCUUGGACCUAUGAUUACCAAAUCAACUGUUGUAUUACCGUCAGCUCAUUUUGAACCGAAAGCUGCGGUCGAUGUUCUUACUAAAGAAAAAUGCACAAUUUUAUUUGGAACGCCGACUGUAUUCGUUGACAUUAUGUCCGUUUUCGAAAACCUUUCGCCAACUCUACAAGACAACGAUUUGAAGUUCGGAUUAUCCGGUGGUGCCACGUGUUCUCCGAUCUUGAUGACCAAGUUCAAUAACAUGUUUCCACGCGCGAAAAUAUUGUCUUUGUUCGGAAUGACGGAAACCAGUCCCUGUUCUUUUCAAAGUUUUACAGACGAUUCAGAUGAACGAGUAAAGUCGACGAUGGGUUUCAUACAAGAUCACGUGGAAGCGAAAGUGGUCGAUACAAAUGGCAAUAUGGUACCAUUCGGAACUCCCGGGGAAUUGUUAAUUCGUGGGUAUCUUGUCAUGAAUGGUUACUUUAACGACGAAGAGAAGACAAAGGAAACAAUUGAUUCGAACGGGUGGCUACACACAGGAGACCAAUUUGUUUUGUACGAAGACGGAUAUGGCAAUCACGUUGGCAGAUUAAAAGAAAUGAUUAUCCGCGGUGGUGAAAACUUAUUUCCCAAAGAGAUAGAAUACUUCUUGGAGUCUCAUCCAUCGAUUUCGCAAGUUCAAGUCUACGGAAUACCCGACGACCGGAUGGGUGAAGAAGUGUGUGCCAGCGUCAUCGUCAAAGAAGGGGCCGCGGUCACCGAAGCCGACAUAAAAGCGUACAGCAAAGGAAAGAUCUCCCAUUUUAAGAUCCCCAAGUACAUAUUCAUCGAAAAGGAUGGGUUCCCGAUGACGGCAACGGGCAAAGUCCAGAAGAACAGAUUAAGUGAAAUAGCGAUGCAACGGAUUUCGAGCCUUACCUAAUAUAGUUUUAUUUAUUUAUUUAUUUUAUUAUACAAUAGAGAACAUCGAACAUGCUCCCUCCCCCAGCAAAUAAUAAUACACAAGUCAGCUGCAGUGUAUUAUUUCCAUAGGCAUUUGAAUCCAUCCUCUUUAUGCGUUACCGCACUGUGAUUGUUAAUUUUUUUAAACUAUAUUAUUUUAUUUUACCACAAUACAAUAUAAUAUUAUUAUCAUACA